This is a messenger RNA of Pelobates cultripes (western spadefoot toad), 372 nucleotides long. The record is from the annotation of a GenBank genome assembly. NCBI's taxonomy places the organism in Eukaryota, Metazoa, Chordata, Amphibia, Anura, Pelobatidae.
AUGCUGAGCCUGUCACUCUGUCACCCUGGGAAUCUACCCAUUCAUUCUGAGAAUCUACCCAUUCACUCUGAGAAUCUACCCAUUCACUCUGAGAAUCUACCCAUUCACCCUGAGAAUCUACCCAUUCACCCUGAGAAUCUGCCCAUUCACCCUGAGAAUCUUCCCAUUCACUCUGAGAAUCUAUCCAUACACCCUGAUAAUCUGUCCAUUCCCUCUGAGAAUCUGCCUAUUCCCUCUGAGAAUCUACCCAUACACCUUGAGAAUCUACCCAUACACUGUAAGAAUCUGCUCAUUAACUCUGAGAAUCUGCCCAUUGACCUUGAGAAUCUGCCCAUUCACCCUGAGAAUCUGCCCAUAGACUCUAAAAAAUGA